This is a messenger RNA of Raphanus sativus (radish), 1324 nucleotides long. RefSeq names its product NAC domain-containing protein 12. Lineage: Eukaryota; Viridiplantae; Streptophyta; Magnoliopsida; Brassicales; Brassicaceae. The record is from RefSeq and is a predicted model, not a curated record. Bases 107 to 1189 code for a protein of 360 amino acids. Gene Ontology annotation, biological process: regulation of DNA-templated transcription. Gene Ontology annotation, molecular function: DNA binding. The transcript is spliced from 3 exons.
CUCAUCGCCUUGCUCUCUUAUGCUAAGUUGUAACCACUUCACUUGUAAUCAACUUCUCUACUCUACUAGAGCCAAAAAAAGUAAAAAGAUAUCGUUAUCAUCAUAAAUGGCGGAGAAUAAGGUAAAUCUUUCGAUUAAUGGACAGUCAAAAGUGCCUCCAGGUUUCAGAUUCCAUCCGACAGAAGAAGAACUUCUCCAUUACUAUCUCCGCAAGAAAGUUCACUCACAAAAGAUCGAUCUUGAUGUCAUUCGUGAAGUAGAUCUCAACAAGCUUGAGCCUUGGGAUAUUCAAGAGGAAUGUAGAAUCGGUUUGACGCCACAGAACGAUUGGUACUUCUUCAGUCAUAAGGACAAGAAAUAUCCAACUGGGACAAGAACAAACCGGGCUACAGUCACUGGAUUCUGGAAAGCUACUGGACGUGAUAAGAUCAUCUAUUGUUGUGUCCGGAGAAUUGGACUGAGAAAGACGCUCGUGUUCUAUAAAGGAAGAGCUCCUCAUGGUGAGAAAUCUGAUUGGAUCAUGCAUGAGUAUCGCCUCGACGAUACUCCAACAAGUAAUGAAUGUUCUGAUGUUGUAACUGAAGACCCAAUGAGUUACAACGAAGACGGUUGGGUGGUAUGUCGAGUGUUCAGGAAGAAGAACUAUCAAAAGAUCGACGAUUCUCCUAAAAUCACUCAAUCUUCUUCACCUGAUGACACUGACGAAAACAAAAGGCCCACCACCUUUCACAACACUCUAAACGCAACCGUUUUGGACCACGUUCUUCUAUGCAUGGACCUUUCCGGUCCCAAUAUUUCCGUGCCCGAGGUCCAAACCAAAACUCAACAUCAAGACGAUCUUUUAUUCAUGCAACUCCCAAGUCUUGAGACACCCAAAUCCGAAAACCUAGUUGGCCAAAGUUUAACGACCACUAACCAACUCGAUUCCUCUCUGGUUCAAGAGAAGAUAACCGGCAGACCGGUUUGCAGUAAUUGGGCUAGUCUUGACCGGUUAGUGGCGUGGCAAUUGAACAAUGGUCAUCUUACGUGUGAUCGUACGAGUUUUGACGAAGAAGAAGAAGGUGAUGCCAUGAUGCAGCGAUGGGAUCUACACUGGAAUAAUGAUGAUAAUGUCGAUAUCUGGAGUAGUUUCGCCGAAUCAUCUUCGUCACUUUCGUCUUUAGACCCUCUUCUUCAUUUAUCUGUAUGAUUGUAUAUACACAAACAUAUACACACACAAGAUAAUUUUAAAAUAUAUACUUUCUGUUACUUGCAUAUAAUAAACAAAAAGGUUUGUUAAGAGCUAUCUCAUGUACUAUAUUUUGGAGUUUAAUAACAUUUGUUA